Molecule: messenger RNA, 1609 nt
Organism: Gloeophyllum trabeum ATCC 11539
Lineage: Eukaryota; Fungi; Basidiomycota; Agaricomycetes; Gloeophyllales; Gloeophyllaceae
Product: Metallo-hydrolase/oxidoreductase
Exons: 6
Coding region: 22-1452 (476 amino acids)
Cellular component (GO): nucleus
Molecular function (GO): 3'-tRNA processing endoribonuclease activity
Source: RefSeq, a predicted model, not a curated record
CAUAAUCCGGUAUUCGUUGUAAUGGCAGGGCAGGCACAUCGAAUAAUACCACCACUGUCCGUGACAUUUCUGGGAACGAGCAGCGGAGGAGGCCCUACAUCUACUCGAAUCUGCACCUCCACGAGUAUCAACUUCAAGUGGCGAGAUACGAAUAUAAGUUGGCUGGUCGAUUGUGCGGAAGGUACCACCUCACAAAUGAGGAAGACGCGCCAUCCGCCAAUUCACCCCCACCAAGUACGCCGAAUUUUCAUCACGCAUAUGCACCCUGAUCAUGUCAUGGGUAUCGUACCUUUCAUGCGAACGGCACUCAGAGGCCGCAGCGGUCAAACCAAGUACAGCAAUACGGGGGUUCCUCAGGCUGACCUCCAGCUGUACGGCCCCUCAGGUCUCAGACGCUUUGUGCGCGAGAACUUGGCAAUGACGCACACUUCUUUCGGACGGUCAUACGCAGUUCACGAACUCCUGCGUCCAAGAGACAGAGUGACUUCAGGUGCCUUGCAUCAGGAUGAAUGGCCCGGAGACAACUUUCUGGCUGAUGGUGACGUACCUGGGGACCGCUGGCAUAAUUUUCUGAAGGCUCCUGGGAUGCGGGUAAGUGCGGCGAUGCUCACCCACAGAGUUCCUUGUCUCGGCUACGUCUUCACUGAGGAUGCCCGUAAAGACGGUGGGGGGCACAAAAUAGUCGUACUCGGCGAUACGUCCAAUUCGACUGCGAUAGAACCACUGGCAAUGGGCGCCGAUCUUCUCGUGCAUGAGGCAACUAUUGCCCAUAUUCCUGCACUCUCCCCUGCACCUCGGAGAACGACCGAAGAGGAAACGGAUCGCCACGUUUCAGGCAACGACAGCGAGAGAGACCAACAGGAACCCUACACUCAGUCAGCUUCCACCGGGUCCGAGUCCGCGCACACGACAGUGGUAGGAGAAGACGGUGCUCUCUCGGAGCCCCAGACCCGCAUAGUCCCUAAACUCUCCCGUGAAGCCCUUAAGCGGAUAGUUGAAGGCUGGUCGCCGGCAUCAGAACCCAUCAAAAGCGAGAACAGAAUCGAGCCGCACUCGACGGAUGAUCAUGUUUCACAAGAAGAUCGCGAACGGCACGACAGGGCGCUCCAAGUCGCUCUUGAUUCGGGCCACUCCACGCCCAGCAUGGCCGGUGACUUCGCCAGGCGAAUUAGGGCCAAGAACCUCUAUCUCAACCACCUGGGUGCAAGAUUCGAUGCAUUCAAGGGCAAGCAGUACUGGCGGGAUACCUUUGGCAGGAAGGUCCCAUUCUGGGAGCGCAAGAGCCCGGGCAUACUAGAGGUAGAGAGGCAGGCUACCGCAGCUUGGCAGGGUGUCGAUGACGCACACGUCAAGAGAGCGGUGGCCGCUCAUGAUCUGCUGGUUUGGGUCCCCGAGGCAACCCGACCAAGUUUGUAUGAGUCAGGCCGUUCGGGCGAUAGAGAUUUCGAAUGAGCAGAGGUUGGCGUGGAUGUUAAACUACCGUCGGUGCGGCUUCGACCAAACGAGAAUAUGACAUUUCGGUUUCAGCUAAGGGCUUUCUUACAACGAUUCUGACUAUGCCUGUUGUCUACACGCUAUAUAACAGAAUGUAAGACAGGAACAAUUCCCC